UGCGUGUAUACCUAAGAUAUGUGUAGAUUCCAAAAUCAGAAGCCCCUUGAUUGAUUCCAGUGGGGUUCCCAGCAUCCAUAUUGAAUGCAGAUACCGCGUUGUUGCAAGUAUGGGUUAGUUUGUUGAAUGAAGCCAUAGAAUGCGAAAAAACAAGUAAAGCGAGACACACGCCAAUCUUUCAGCAUCCACUACUACAUUAACCGAUUUAACCACCCUCGCGUCGCAUCGCAUCCAUUUUGGAAGCCGCCCUCAGAAUUUUCUAUUCCCGGUCUUCUCCUCGUCAAUUAAAAUACUUAUAUUCUAUGUUUUCAAUCCAUCAAUCACAAUUCUAAACCUUCUGAUCUCAAUUCUCCAUCUCAAUUUCUCUGAUCAUCUUUUUCUUCUCCAGACUCCAGUGCGGUUGGAUCUAGUUAUGGCAAGUUCUGAAUCUGCUUCCAAUGACCCUUUGAAAGAAUUCUACAUCCCUGAUUACAUAUUUUUUCCUAGCUCAAAGGCUGAUCCGCUUUCUGGAGUACCAACAUGCCCGGUAAUAGUUUUCAUCAACUCCAAAAGUGGUGGUCAGUUGGGUGGGGAUCUUCUAGUCACAUACCGUUCACUUCUAAAUAAAAACCAGGUUUACGACUUGAGCAACGAGAGCCCUGACAAUGUGCUACGCAAUUUAUAUAUCACUUUGGAGAAGCUCAAGCUUAGUGGAGACAAACUGGCCAUAAACAUCCAUGAGAAACUGAGAUUAAUUGUUGCAGGAGGAGAUGGCACCGCUGGCUGGCUUCUCAGUGUUGUUUGUGAUUUAAAGUUAUCCCACCCGCCACCUAUUGCAACAGUGCCCCUAGGAACUGGGAACAAUCUUCCAUUUGCAUUUGGUUGGGGAAAGAAGAAUCCUGGAACAGACAGCGAGUCUGUCAUCUCAUUCUUGAAUAAGGUGAAGAAAGCAGACGAAAUGAAGAUAGACAGCUGGCACAUUAUUUUGAGGAUGAAAGUCCCAAAAGAAGGCGACUGUGAGCCCAUUGCUCCUCUGGAAUUGCCACAUUCUUUGCAUGCAUUUCAUCGUGUAGCUGCAUCAGAUGAACUCAACAAGGAAGGAUGUCACACAUUUCGCGGAGGUUUUUGGAACUAUUUUAGCAUGGGCAUGGAUGCACAAGUAUCUUAUGCAUUUCAUUCUGAGCGGAAGUUGCACCCAGAGAAAUUCAAAAAUCAGCUUGUUAAUCAGAAAACAUAUGCAAAGCUUGGAUGUACCCAGGGAUGGUUCUCAGCAUCUCUUGUUCACCCUUCUUCAAGGAAUAUCGCACAACUUGCAAAAGUCAAAAUCAUGAAAAGUACUGGUGAAUGGCAAGACCUUAAUAUACCUUCAUAUAUUAGGUCAAUUGUAUGCCUCAACUUGCCUAGCUUUUCUGGUGGAUUUAAUCCUUGGGGGACACCAAACAAGAAGAAAAUACGUGAUAGAGACUUGACUCCCCCUUAUGUAGAUGACGGCCUGCUUGAGGUUGUUGGUUUUAGAGAUGCAUGGCAUGGGCUUGUAUUGCUUGCACCUAAUGGGCAUGGGACACGCCUUGGACAGGCUCGCCGAAUCAAAUUUGAGUUCCGGAAAGGUGCAGCAAGAGAAACAUUUAUGAGGAUUGAUGGAGAACCUUGGAAACAACCCCUUCCGGUUGAUGAUGACACUGUUGUGGUUGAAAUUUCGGCCUUGGGUCAGGUGAAGAUGCUUGCCGUGGAAAACUGCAAAGCGAAAAGUGUUUAUGAUCCCACAACUCCAGUCCGUCAUGAAGUUGAGGAAGGUGAUAGCAGUGAUGAAGAGGAGGGAAGAAAGUUUGGUGCAGCUGAUACUUUCAGAAUGCCAGAUGAGGUUGAUAUUUCACAUCUUAGUUGAACCUAUGGUUAGAUCGAGUUUAUGUUUGAUUGAUGAACUAUGAACCUAUGUUUAGAUUGAGAUUAUGUUUGAUUGAUGUUACGACUUACAGCUAGUGAACAAUCAUUGACUAGAUCUUGGUUAGACGCAGUCGUUAACUCAUACAGCACAUGUAGAUUUGAUUCAUGCUGUCUUUUGUGUUUCAUUUCAUUGUAAUUAAUAGCAUGCUCUUUACUGGC
This is a messenger RNA of Daucus carota subsp. sativus, 2082 nucleotides long. Its product is annotated as diacylglycerol kinase 5. The transcript has 13 exons. Lineage: Eukaryota; Viridiplantae; Streptophyta; Magnoliopsida; Apiales; Apiaceae. The record is from RefSeq and is a predicted model, not a curated record. Bases 413 to 1864 code for a protein of 483 amino acids. Gene Ontology annotation, molecular function: ATP-dependent diacylglycerol kinase activity.